AUGUCUUAAUACUAAUUUCCAGAUCUAGAUAACUUUACUACUCAAGAAGUAGUUGAUUUAGUAGACGAUUACUAUAAGUUCAACUCAGAUGAAAAUCAUUUUUUUUAUUUCCAUGAAAUACCUAUCCUUUUUAAAGAGAUCGAUGCUCUCAUUAAAAAAUCUUAAUUCUCUAAUUCUCUUUGGAUAUUUUUCUUAAACUAUUUAGCUGUUGUUUCAGAAACUAUGUAAGGCAGAGACCUACCCUUUUUCCAGUUCUAUGAUAUUCAACAAUUCGAUGUUUAAAACAAUAAAAUUAACUUGAGGAAUGAAACUGAUUCAAUUGUCUAAACCCUAACAGUUGAAGAAUCUAAAAAGCAAAUUAUACUUGUGAAACUGAUAAAGAAGUAUUUUCUUAUAAUAUUAUACCACGAAGUCAUAUAUUUGGUAGAUUACUCUAAGAAUAAUCAGGAGUAAAUGAAAAUGAUUGUUAAUUAAUUGACUGAUGGUCUGGAUUAUGAAAUCAGAUUGAUCUAGAAAUUUAUCAAUCCUGAAGCAUCGCCAUACUACUUUUAUUUUUUAUUAUCAUUUCUUUAAGGAGUUAAAAUAGAUACAAUUUAAUUAACAGAAUUUGAGCAUAAGAUUUGUCAUGAUAGAGUCGUCUGGCUAAUUUUAAGUUUUGGUUUUGACUAGAUUGAGAAAGAAUUCUAGGAAUAAAUUGAAAUUGAUUAAUAAAAUAUACUAAAAUUAAAGCAGAAUUAAGCCUUGAAAGAAUUAAGAAAGUAAAGAGUAGCACAACUUCAACCAAAAAAGUUAAAUAAAGUCAGACUCUAAACUCCUAAAUCUAAGCAAGAAAGGGAAUAAUAAAUCAAUCUAUUGAAUGAAAGAAUAUCCUAUUUGAAAGUAUUAAAUGGAGUAGGCGAUGAUGAUGACAUACUGACUUCAGAGAUUUUCUAGAUUAAAAUGAAAAAAUUAAAUAAAGAUCUAGAAACUGAAUUCUAGAAUCUAGAUCAAAUAAAACAGAAUCAAAUGCUAUAUUCAUCCAGCCAAAACCAGCUAUUAAAGAAUGCUUCCUAAAUUCUACAAGGAAAAUUUGAUUCUCAAUUGUUCCAAGGCUUGGGGUUACAGCUGUAGACAAACUCUAAAGUGGAGACAUUGAAGUAGUUACAAGAACAAAAUUAUCAAUCGAUUGUAGAUCCAAUUAUGAGAUAAGAAGGCAAAAAAUUGCCACCAGGGAAGUUUGUCACAGUUUAAAAGGAUAAUCUUAUUGCUAUGAAGUAUGGAAUCAAGAUAUCAAGAGAUGCACUAUAUGAUUUGAGAAAUGGGAGAGUGAAAUCUGAAAUAGUAGACUUUUAUUUCAAGUUUCUACAGGAAUUUUCUUCACUUUGUAAUGAAAGGUAGGCUUUUAUGCAAAUUGCAGAUUUUGAUAAUUUAAUCUUUGAAUAAAGAACUGGAAAAGAAGCUCCUUAAUCGAGAAUAGAAAAUUACUUAUCUAACUUUGAUUACAUAUAUUUUCCAAUAAAAUAAGGACAGGUAGAUGAAUAUUCAUUAGGAGUAAUAGAUGUCUAGAAUUUAGUGAUUCGUCAUUAUUAUUUAUGUUAUCAAAAGCCUAAAUUACCAGUCAGUUCAUUGUAACAAAUAUUUCGAUCUUGGCAGAUCUAAGAAUAGGAUGUAAUAGAUGAGGUUUAAUAAAGAAUCGAUAUGCAACAUCGAUUUCUAUAGUUUCUAAUAUAUUGGAUUCGAAAACAAUCCUAUCACUAUAAAAUGGAAAGGAUCUCAAAUAUGAAAUUAUGGAAAAUUAAAAUUGAAGAAAUUAAGACUGUAUCUCAACCUUAUGAAACCGGGAUGUAUUUACUAUGUGUGAUAACAAACUUUUGUUUAAAGAAAAAAAAAGUGGACACUUUUCAAAACAAGGAUGUGAUUAGAGAAAUAUUAGAAAAUGUUAUUUGUUCUACAGGUCUUUAAGAAAAAUUGAACGACAGGACUGCCAUUGAAUAUUUUAAAAAGAGAAUUGAUGCUAUAUGA
Messenger RNA from Paramecium tetraurelia, 2001 nucleotides. RefSeq lists its product as uncharacterized. The transcript has 4 exons. Lineage: Eukaryota; Ciliophora; Oligohymenophorea; Peniculida; Parameciidae. The record is from RefSeq and is a predicted model, not a curated record.